This is a messenger RNA of Spodoptera litura, 1304 nucleotides long. RefSeq names its product 23 kDa integral membrane protein-like. NCBI's taxonomy places the organism in Eukaryota, Metazoa, Arthropoda, Insecta, Lepidoptera, Noctuidae. The record is from RefSeq and is a predicted model, not a curated record. Gene Ontology annotation, cellular component: plasma membrane.
AGUGAUAAGUUAACAGGUUCAGCUAAUCAGUUUACUCCGAGAUAUGCAACGGGUAGAUUCCUUGUGCCUAUUGAACACUUAAAAGCUUAGCAAUAAAAAUUCGGACAGUAGACAGUCCGACUAGUGUGAAGUGAUUACAAAUUAAAAACGAUAUUAUAAUGUGUCGGUUAGCAGCGAAAUAUAUUUUGUUCACAGUUAAUUUAUUAUUAACGCUCUUAGGCCUCUUUCUUGUAGGCGUGGGAGUAUAUAUAGCAAUCCAGUACAAAAACCUACUCGAUGAUGUACUUGGCAUACAACUCAACCAAGAUUACGCGCCAACUGGUCUCAUUGCUUUAGGUGUAGUCGUGUUUAUUAUUUCCUUAUUCGGAUGUUGUGGAGCCAUCUCAGAGUCAAAAAGCACGCUUAAAUUUUAUGCUGGAAUUAUGGGUGUGUUAGCUGUCGCAAAGAUAGCUUUCACAAUAUUCCUGUUUGUGAAAAUGUCCGAUUUAAAAGAUAAUGUACAAAGAACUAUAGAUCAAAACUUUAACGACCCAGCUCAAAAUAUAGCCUUCCAUGCCCUUGAGGCUAGUUUUAAAUGUUGCGGCACAACAGGUCCAGAUGCUUAUAGUAUCAACUACAAUAAUUUGACAGCACCAACGUGCUGCGAAAAAUUCAACAAAGACCCUACGACUACUGACGAUGCGAAUAGAAUCUGCACUAUAAAUGAAGCUUAUCCAGUAGGCUGCAGUCGACUCAUUGCGACCACCGUUUACAAUUUCUUAAGAACAAUUGCUUUUGUCUUGAUAGGAUUUAUAGUUUUUGAGUUGAUGGCGAUGUUGUUGGCACUUUAUGUCGCCGCUACGGUGCCACUGCCGGUCGUGAAUGCCCCUACUACAUAUUACUAUUACUAAGGUUUAUGUUUAUCUAACUGAUGGAUAAUUUACCUUCUACAGAAUGUGCAAAGAAGUGCGUCAGUUAUACUUAGGUACUAACAAGGACGUUGAAAAAAAAGUGGACCUGGCACCUGGCUACUAUAGACUUACACGCAGAACAUACAUACACACAUUACAGUUUGUUUCCUUUACCCUGAAUUUGGGUAAAUGCUUUGUAGUACCUAGGUAAUAGAUUUUCCGUUGCAAAUAAUGUAUGGAAGAAUUAUUGGAUACAAAUAAAAAGAAAAUAAUGUAUAAAAAACAAUUUUGUAAGGACUGAUAGUUGCAAAUUGUCCUGAUAAAAAUUAACCUAUUAAUAAGAUUACUUAUAUUAAUCAACGUUUUAAUGGUAGGGUGGAUUCUUGCUUAUUUUUAAAAAUAAAUAAUCAAGAG